This is a messenger RNA of Alternaria atra, 2868 nucleotides long. RefSeq lists its product as uncharacterized. Gene Ontology annotation, molecular function: acyltransferase activity, transferring groups other than amino-acyl groups; protein binding. The coding region runs from base 1 to 2868 and encodes 955 amino acids. The transcript is spliced from 3 exons. The record is from RefSeq and is a predicted model, not a curated record. Lineage: Eukaryota; Fungi; Ascomycota; Dothideomycetes; Pleosporales; Pleosporaceae.
AUGGCCGAAUCACAAUAUGUCAUCCUCGAAGGCAAACCGACGCCGCAAAGAUACCACGAUAUCCGCAAGCUCGCUGGCAUGACGCCCCCACCAAUUGAAGCUGUACCCAAGGCGCUCGCGAACUCUUUCUACAUGAUCGUCGCCUACAAGCGCAAAUACAUGCUUGACGGUACAACCCCCGGGUCUGCCCAGGAUGUUGUCGCAAUGGGCCGAUUAGUCGGCGAUGGGUCGCUUUUCCUGAUCAUGGUUGACAUAGCGGUGCACCCAGAUCAUCAGCGCAGAGGACUGGGAAAGCGUAUCGUGCAGAAGCUUUUGGACUACGUGGACGAGCAUGCACCUCUGGCUUAUGUGAGCCUUGUAGCUGAUGGACCGGCACAAAAGCUAUACCCGCUUUAUGGAUUCAAAGAUGUGUCGCCUAGUAUUGGCAUGUACAGGAUGAACAGGCCACCGAAGGAUCAACAGGACAUUGCGACAGAUACACUACAGUCUCUCCCUAGCGAGUUGCUCCAACUCAUCGUCGCCUACCUCGACACUCCCACGCUCAAGCUUGUAGCUCUAGUCUCUCAGACACUCAACCAACAUGCGACGGAUAUACUGUGGCGGAACGUCUGCCUGACUGACCAAUGGAAAUUACACCUAAAUGAAGAGACGGAUCUGAUGUGGGGGGAACGCGGCCGUGGAGAACCUGAUGAGCACGACGAUACACCUAUUGUCCAAAAACUGCACAUACUUGCGACUAACCCUGCGAUUGCAUCUAAAGUUCAGACACUCUCCCAUCGAUGCCACCUUCCAGCGCCGAACAUCUUCAAUGAACUCCCACGAAUGCGCUUCGACGCCGAUAAUCUCUCACAAGAUGAACGACUACAUACUCUCGUCAAGCUCGCGAUACCGAACUUGGUCAACGUGCACACACUACGGAUCAUAUACGGGCAUUGGAGGCUCACAAACGCACUCAUUACUGGCUUCCUCGAUGAAGGUCGACCACGACGUAUGCCUGUGCGCAAACUGUGGCUAGAGAGCUGUUGCUUCGACAAGACUGAACUAUACUGGCUCCUACAAAACAAAGCCACCGGACUUGAAAGUAUCCGCUUGCGUAGACUUGGAAAGGAUCUGUCAGAUCGAACGGAAACUCAGCAGCUACAAUUCAUGGAGUUUUCGCUUUCGCGUGGCGGGCAAUAUUAUACAAUGCAUAAUGGAGCAGGAGGUUUUGUUGGUACCACCAUCCAGAUCUCUCAUGAGGGUUUGCCGGAACGAUGGCCGCGUUCUUCAACACAAGAGUUAAGGGACAAGGCUAAGGCAUAUGACGCUAUCAUGUGGGAGGAGCUUCCGGAGAUUAGAGACUACAUCGAUGCGAAUCCGGUGUCUUCCAAACCUAUAUCACUUGGAAAAAUUGUGCCUGACCCCAGGCCCUCAAUGGAGUGGCUAAUUGCAAAUUCCGCUUCUACACUUACCAGUCUAAAUCUAGACUGGAUACAUUGGCGUCGAAGGGAUGUAGAGCCAUCUGGUUCAAUCACUGACUCUGAGGUGUUUCUGUCUUCACUCAGCGGUUUGCGUUUCCCGCAUCUACGUGCCUUUCAAAUUCGAAAUGCUGUGUUGCCGCUCACGAUACUCCCAAAGAAUGUCUAUCUCCUGGAAGAUCCCUUCUUGGAGUUCCUCGAGGCACACCCCAAAAUCCAGUGUCUCGGCUGGCCAAUGGACAGGAUAUACAACCAUGUUAAGUCGACUGUUGAUAUUCAAAAUCGAUGUCGAAGUCUGGUCGCGCAUCUGGCAAACACGCUGACAGACCUUCGAAUCGAUACACAAUAUGGGGGACCCGGCGAACCACUUACGGCCAAAUGUAGCACCAUGGAAGAUAUGCAAGAACGUACGCGUCGACGCAGAUUCAUUGACGAAUUUGCGCCCCACAUGCGGAAAGUCGAGCAAAUCAAGCUGGAAGGUGGUAUACCACGCGACGAGAAGCGAGAGUUACUCCGUGCACUACAUUGGUGUCCCAUAAAGAAAAUUGUCAUGAUUGGCGUUUCUUUCCCAGCAGGAAAUACCUGGGGUGCGGGAGGACAGCAGCUGGCAGCCAUUGACCCUGGUCAAGCUGGCUCUGAGUUCAUCUAUAACCUUGAAGAUGAGGAUCUUGCAGGCAUCCUAGCCGCCUAUCGUCGCGGCUUCCCUAUGCCUGUAGACUUCAAUUUCGAACCGAACUACGGUUGGCCACCUCAAGCACCUCUCCUCCAAACUAUCGCCCUGCACCACGCAUCUACAGUCGAAGAGCUCAAGAUAUGCGGUUACAAUGGCUGCCCGAUCCUUUCUUACACCACGCCCAUUACCAAUCCCCUUCUAACCGGUCUCCGCUCCUUCGACAAUCUUAAACAACUUGUAAUCUCCUUCUGGUUGAUGACAUGGUACGAAGACUCCUACCGCGACCCGGAAAUCAUCCAAUCCUGGCUCGACACACGUUCUCCAUCAUCUACAGCACUUACUAUUGUAACACCUCCCGCUUCACCGACACACGAUCAACCAGUUGAUCCGGGCCAGUUCCCCAACUUCGGCAACCAACGCGUUGUGCCACGAAUCCAGAACUUCAACCGUUGGGCUGUGGAACUCAAAACCAAGUUUACUCCAUCUGCACUCGCGUAUCGUGUCGCAAGGGACAUUGGGCCAUUCUUGAGCGAAGUGGCCAAAGAGAGGAAGGGUGGUGUACGUGUAAGGGCCAGUUUUUGCUUGGGUGCGAAGGAGGAGAGGAGAAGUGCGAGUGACAUAUUCGAUCUAGAUAUCAGAGUUGGAAGAGGCAAUCAGGUUCUAGAGUUUGUAGGACCAAGAGAGGAAGGCGAGACAGGGAGGUGGUGGACGAAGAUCGAGGAGAGAAGGUGGUUCUGA